This is a messenger RNA of Ciona intestinalis (vase tunicate), 1579 nucleotides long. Its product is annotated as phosphatidylinositol N-acetylglucosaminyltransferase subunit A. Gene Ontology annotation, biological process: GPI anchor biosynthetic process. Gene Ontology annotation, molecular function: phosphatidylinositol N-acetylglucosaminyltransferase activity. NCBI's taxonomy places the organism in Eukaryota, Metazoa, Chordata, Ascidiacea, Phlebobranchia, Cionidae. Gene Ontology annotation, cellular component: glycosylphosphatidylinositol-N-acetylglucosaminyltransferase (GPI-GnT) complex. The record is from RefSeq and is a predicted model, not a curated record.
AUAAGAGUAAAAUAAAAUCUUUUGAAUGACGGGAAUCCCCAUCACUGGGGGUUUGUUUUAAAUUUUCCAGGCAGUUAUAACCUUAGUAAUGGCGUAAAUACAAAAACGAGGUGUAAUAACAGCUGGCCGCGUGCAGUAAAAAAUAGAAUGCGCCACAGUAUUGCGAUGGUUUCGGACUUUUUCCACCCUAACGUAGGUGGUGUUGAAAAUCACAUUUACCAGCUAUCCCAAUGCGUUCUUCAACUCGGACACAAGGUUAUUAUCAUCACACAUUCCUAUGAAGAGAGGGUUGGCUUGCACUUUGUAAGUGGUAUGCUCCGGGUUUACUAUUUGCCUCUGUUUGUUGCAUAUAACCAGUGCAUCUUGCCAACGAUAACAGGGACACUACCAAUGAUAAGGACGAUAUUGCUGAAUGAAGAAAUCACAAUCGUCCACGGACAUUCGUCUUUCUCAAUACUUGCUCACGAAACAAUGUUCCACGCGAAAACUCUUGGAAUUCGAACUGUUUUCACUGACCAUUCUUUAUUCGGCUUCGCUGACACAAGUUCGAUUGUAACAAACAAGAUUCUCGAACUCUUUUUAACUGACAUUAACUUUGCCAUAUGUGUUUCCCAUACCAGCAAGGAAAAUACUGUGCUGCGGGCAAACUUAGACCCCAAGGAUGUUUUUGUGAUCCCAAAUGCAAUUGAUCCGUCGGAAUUUAUCCCCAGAGAAGAAAACCGAGGAAAAAGAUUGCUUAUUGUUGUAAUGAGCAGACUGGUGUAUAGAAAAGGAAUAGAUUUUCUUGCCGAGAUAAUUCCUGCUGUAUGUAAGAAAUUUGAUGAUGUUGAUUUCCUUAUUGGUGGUGAUGGUCCCAAGCGUUUGCUCAUUGAGGAAACAAGGGAACAAUUUCGUCUCCAUAGCAGAGUUACACUUCUUGGAUCAGUUCCUCAUGAAAAAGUUCCGAACAUUCUUAACAAAGGUCAUAUAUUUCUUAAUACCUCUUUAACUGAAGCGUUUUGUAUGGCAAUUGUUGAAGCUGCUUGCUGUGGAUUACAAGUUGUGAGUACAAGUGUUGGUGGAAUUCCUGAAGUGUUACCAUCCGAUCUCAUCCAUCUUGCUGAACCUCGUGUUGAUUCAUUGCUACAAGCGUUGUAUGAUGUCAUAGUGAAGGUGAAACAGAAGCAAGUACCAACCAGGGAAGAAAUGCAUCUUAGGGUUGCACCUUUAUAUACAUGGCCCAAGGUAGCCAAACGAACUGAAAAAGUUUACAAUGCAGCAGCUUUCCGACCAAAACCUCAACUUAGCAACAGAAUUCACAAAUUUUAUAGAUGUGGACCAGUUAUUGGGAGAAUCUGCAUUCUUUUUAUCCUAUUCAAUCACUUUCUGUGUUGUUUACUUAACUUGUGUCGACCGAUUAAAACAAAACAACGAAAUAAUGGAUAUUUAAAGCAAAAGAAGAAGUCAAGUUGAUAUAGUUAUUGUUAAAACUAUCAUGCAGUUGUUUUUAGUACUUGGAAAUUAUUUUAUAAAGUGAUAUAUUAAGCAUAUUGUUUAGGGAAAAUGCCAUAAUAAACGAAGUGUAUCACUGUGUAUUCUA